AUGGCAUCUAAGCUGCAUUUCAUCCCCAUUAUUCCACUCUUCUUCAUUCUCUCCUCACUGUUAUCGCCGGCGACGGUUUACUCCGCCGUGGAUAACCGUCAACCGGUGAGAGGAGACAUUAAUUCAUGGUGCGCCACGACGCCGCAUCCGGCCACGUGCAAGUUCUUCAUGGCACGUGCGGGGUACAACUUCAAGCCGAAAUGCCGGGACGAUUUCCGGACGAUGACGGUGGAGGUGGCGAUGGAGCGUGCGCUGCACGCUCAGCGGCACGCGAAGGAGCUUGAGAAGCACUGCCACAGCCGCCGGAAGAAGAUGGUGUGGCUCGACUGCGAUAAGCUGGUCGACGACACUAUCUUCCAGCUCAACAACACCGUCCGGGGACUCAAAACUAACUGCUCGGCGUUCGACGCCCAGACGUGGCUCAGCGCCGCCCUAACAAACAUCCACACCUGUCAGGCCGGCUCGGUCCAGCUCAACGUCUCUCACUUUUUCCGCCCUGUCGUCUCCUUCAACGUCUCCGAGCUCAUCAGCAACAGCCUCGCCGUCAACGGCGUCCUGCUCGACGAACAAAACUCCACCACCGCCUCGGCCGCCGCUGACGGCGGCGACGGCGGCCGGGAGUUUCCGAGCUGGUUGACUGCCGGAGAUCGGAGGCUAUUGCAGAGCGCGUCGGUACGUUCGAAGGCGAAUUACGUGGUGUCUAAAGAUGGGAAAGGGCAGUUCCGGUCUAUCCAGGCGGCUAUAAACUAUGCAACGUCGAGAAGAAAGGGGAAUCAGAGGAUUGUUAUAUAUAUAAAGAGAGGGGUUUACAAUGAGAAUGUGCAAAUAGGGAGUAAUAUGAAUAAGAUCAUGCUGGUUGGGGAUGGGUUGAGAUAUACGAUCAUCACAGGGAGUCGCAGCGUCGCGUCUGGUUUCACAACUUACAGCACUGCAACAGUUGGUGUGGAUGGCCUUAAUUUCAUUGCCCGUGGCAUAACAUUCCGCAACACUGCCGGUCCACAAAAGGCCCAAGCCGUGGCUCUCCGGUCCGCCUCCGACCUCUCGGUCUUCUACGCCUGCAGCUUCGAAGGCUACCAAGACACCCUCUUCGUCCUCGCCCAGCGCCAGUUCUACAAAUCAUGUUACAUUUACGGCACCAUAGACUUCAUAUUUGGCAACGCCGCCGUCGUCUUCCAGAACUGUGUCAUCUACGUCCGCAAACCCCUGUGGGGCCAAUCCAACGUUGUCACCGCCCAGGGCCGCGCCGACCCGUUUCAGAACACCGGAAUCUCCAUCCACAACUGCCGCGUCAUGGCGGCGCCCGACCUUAAACCGGUGAUCCGGUCCUACAAGACGUACCUGGGUCGCCCGUGGCAGCAGUAUUCGCGGACCGUUUUCCUAAAGACUUAUUUGGAUAGCCUUGUGAACCCACAAGGUUGGAUGCCAUGGGAGAACUCGAAAUUUGGGUUGACCACGUUGUACUACGGAGAAUACAAGAAUUUUGGACCGGGAGGUUCGACCCGGUCUAGGGUCAAGUGGCCGGGUUACCAUAUCAUCACGAGUUCGACCGAGGCGUCCAAAUUCACUGUCGCCAGCCUCAUUGCUGGGCGUUCAUGGCUGCCUUCUGCUGGUGUGCCGUUUACCGCAGGGCUGUGA
Messenger RNA from Ipomoea triloba (trilobed morning glory), 1635 nucleotides. Its product is annotated as probable pectinesterase/pectinesterase inhibitor 60. The coding region runs from base 1 to 1635 and encodes 544 amino acids. Lineage: Eukaryota; Viridiplantae; Streptophyta; Magnoliopsida; Solanales; Convolvulaceae. The transcript is spliced from 3 exons. The record is from RefSeq and is a predicted model, not a curated record. Gene Ontology annotation, molecular function: pectinesterase inhibitor activity; pectinesterase activity. Gene Ontology annotation, biological process: cell wall modification.